Aureobasidium subglaciale EXF-2481 is the source of this 1574-nucleotide messenger RNA. RefSeq lists its product as uncharacterized. NCBI's taxonomy places the organism in Eukaryota, Fungi, Ascomycota, Dothideomycetes, Dothideales, Saccotheciaceae. The transcript is spliced from 2 exons. Gene Ontology annotation, biological process: thiamine biosynthetic process. The record is from RefSeq and is a predicted model, not a curated record. The coding region runs from base 438 to 1439 and encodes 333 amino acids.
GUUCAGCCGUUCUACGGUACGCUCAAUCCGUCAUGGAUCGAUGCGUGAUAAACCUUUCGAAUGGUAUUCUAUGAUCGAAAGAUCAAAGGGUCAAGGUAACUUAAACAACGGGUUUAACCUGAUGCAUGAGCGGGUGUCCGAUAGCGAGCUUCCGUCUGCCAACCCAUUGAUCGCUGAUCAUGGACAUUGGCGUCAGAAUUGUAUCGUCUCGCUAUCGUUCUGAGAUUAUACCGCCUGAACUUGACUUGAGUCACUGACAAGACCCGUGUAUUGAUACAAGCUUUGUCAUGGACAUCGCUAGUAUUUGUGCACGAGUCUUGUCAUGUGGCUCACUGGAUAAUACCAGCGAAAGGAUCAUGCAUACCGAACCACCCUCUUGUGCCACCACGGCAUGUUCUGACCAAUGACAGAUUAACCAAACUUGAUCCUGUAUCACAAUGUCUCCCCCAGCCAUGAUCUUCCAGGAGCCCAUCUCCCCCACUGUUCCUUCCAAGAAGUUGGUUCUCGGACCUCACAACUCUGCCCUUCCGGUCGGUGGACAGACCAAGCCUGAGACCAUCGAAGCCAUGGCUGGUGACUGGCAGUCUUUUACCUUCCGUCCCAUUCGCGAGUCUCAGGUCAGCAGAGCCAUGACCCGCCGCUACUUUUCCGACUUGGACAAGUACGCCGAGUCCGACGUCGUCAUCAUUGGCGCCGGCUCUUGCGGUCUCUCUGCUGCAUACUGUCUUGCCAAGGCUCGUCCUGACUUGAAGGUUGCCAUUGUUGAGGCCGGCGUUAGCCCUGGUGGUGGUGCUUGGCUUGGUGGCCAGCUCUUCUCUGCUAUGGUCAUGCGUAAGCCUGCUGAUGCCUUCCUUCGUGAGGUCGGUGUCGAGUAUGAGGAUGAUGGCGAGGACAGCAACUAUGUUGUUGUCAAGCAUGCUGCACUCUUCACCAGCACUCUUCUCAGCAAGGUCUUGCAGUUCCCCAACGUCAAGCUCUUCAACGCCACUGCUGUUGAGGAUCUCAUCACUCGUACCCGUGACGAUGGCUCUAUCCAGAUCGCUGGUGUUGUCACCAACUGGACUUUGGUCACCAUGCACCACGACGACCAGUCCUGCAUGGACCCCAACACUAUAAACGCCCCCGUCAUCAUCUCCACCACCGGCCACGACGGACCCUUCGGCGCCUUCAGCGUAAAGCGCCUCGUCAGCAUGCAAGCCAUAAAGUGCCUCGGCGGCAUGCGCGGCCUCGACAUGAACACUGCCGAAGACGCCAUCGUCAAGGGCACCCGUGAAAUCACCCCGGGCCUUAUCGUCGGCGGUAUGGAACUUUCAGAGGUAGAUGGCGCCAAUCGCAUGGGACCUACCUUCGGUGCCAUGGCGCUUAGUGGUGUCAAGGCUGCUGAGGAAGCCGUUAAGAUCUUUGAGCAGAGGCAGAAGGAGUGUGCUGCUUUCUACUAGGGCAAUCUUGAUUGAUGGCUUCGAGUGUAGUGUGAUCACAGUCAUUACCAGUAUCAAGAAUGUGACAUGACGAAAUCAUCGAUUCAUCGAAAGAAAUUCUUUUGUUGUUAUCCGCCUAUGUGUAACUCCCAAUAU